This is a messenger RNA of Dimorphilus gyrociliatus, 6794 nucleotides long. Lineage: Eukaryota; Metazoa; Annelida; Polychaeta; Dinophilidae. The record is from the annotation of a GenBank genome assembly.
GCUGUCAUGUGAUCCUUUUCAGUUAAAGCAUCUGUUAUUCGGUACGAUGAAUGACGAUAAAUCCGACGAUAAACUAUUUGAAGGUCAGUUAGAUAAUUUACUUAAUCAUUAAAUAAUAGAGCAUUCCUUAGGUCUCGUCUCUGGACUUUUGGAUAGUUUGUCGGAUACGAAUUACAACUUUAUAAAAACAGUAGAAAACUCUUUAAAAUCUAUAGGUUCAAGAGAGACUGAGCGAACUAUUCAACUUAUCAUAAAUUAUAUUACUAAAAGACCGGAAGUAAGUAAUUGGGAAAAUAAAUUCAAAUUAUCUGUAACGGUAUUUAAAAGAAUUAUUUAUAAAACUAUAUGGACUGCUAGUAAUAAACAGAAUAUCGGCUGUUAAGAGAUUGUUAACAAAUCUAUUAUUCAAUAUUGAAUUGUGCAGAAUAAACCUAUGAUUAAGACUCACAAGUUUCGUCGUACAACCUAUAUAUAUAUAUAUAUAUAUAUAUGCAUAUAUUAUCAUUGACAGAUACCAGCAAAACAUAAGGCAUCUAUAUUUACAUCUGUAGAAAGAAUACUAGAAGAUGCAGAGGAUAUAUCGGAUGAUGUUCAAAAACCAUUAAUUGAUUUUUUGCAUAAGGAAAUAAGCGAGGUUCUAGUUUUAUUUUAUAUUUUAUCCAACUGUGGUUAAUUGAUUAAAUUCAUUUCUUAUUUAUUGAUAAAUUAAGAAACAAACUAAGGAUCAAGAAUGGUCAUCAUCGGCGAGUCGAGUUUUUAUUGUUCUAAGCAGGAAGAACUGCAACGAAGUAGGGAGAUAUUACAAUAAAUCUAUUAUAUUUUAUUAGAAUAUUUUGUUAUUAACGAUUCAUUUUUCAUCUUUAAUAAAGAUUAUGGAAAAUCUUAUGUCAAAAUUCGAACCUGGUAUAAAUCCGAAUAUUAUCAUUUUAGAAACUUUUGGAGAUAUGGCUUUAGCAAAUGCAAGGGGAAUGAUACCUUUUGUAUCUGUCAUUAUGGACACCUUAUUACCUCUAUUCUCUAACAAAAAAUCAGAUGUAAAAUUGAAGCUUGCCCUCUUAUCGCUCUUUGGAAAGUUUGCCGAGUCUUUAUUGGAUUACACAUCUAUGGAUGAUAUUGAUCCAAACGUUAGCAAAUCGUCGUUUUCGAGCAAAUUCUUUUCAGUUAUUACAAGUAUUCAUGGGUGGUUGCCGAAUAGCCGAGAUGAGCAGUUGAUCGUCUCUAUAUUAUAUAAUGCUGGUUUAAUGGCCAGAGCUUUAAAUAUCGACGAUAUAAAUAACAUAUUACAGAAAUUAAUUACCUGUUUUAAUAGCUAUGAUAAAAAAUACCCGGAAUGUGUUAAAAUUAAACAGGGAUUUCAAAAUGUACUUCUAUCUGCAACUGAAGAUUGUACGGAGGAAAGUUCACCAAUGACUCAGCAUUUAGAUUCAACUUUAAAUAUACUUUUUCAGCAGAUGUUAAGAUGUUGCAGUUCAAAAACAGCUGAACAAAAGAUACAUAUAUCAAAGAAUGUUAAUGAAAUAUUAAGAUCUUUUGGUGUUUUGGCAGUUAUUUUUACAAAAACAACUAUACAUUAUAUUCUAUCAAAAAUAGACCAUUCAACAUUGGAGAAUAUAUUCAUUGCAGCAUUUUCAAUAUUAAAACACCUUGUUAAUUGCGCAGGAGAACAAAUCAAGAAAGAGAGUCUUGAAGAAAAUAUAGCUCAGGUUACAAAAGGUCUGACAGUUGGCAAUAAAAGUACAAAAAUCAAAAAAUAUUUGAUACAUUUAAUUGCUACCCUCGUAACUCAUGGCUAUUUAGAUAUGGAAGGAAAUCUAGUAUUGUUGGAUUAUAUGGUUUUGCAUUCGGCUACUCCUUGCACUGACAACAAUGAACUUGUGACCUUAUCUCAUCUAUGCAUGAAUGUACUUCAAGUAAUGGCUUGUACUCAAAAAGAUUUAAAAGCAAUCUUAUCUCCUUAUAUGCUCCAAUACAUUGUGAUGGAACCUUAUCAGCAUGCUCUACACAAUGUUUGCACAACUAUAGCAGCCUUUCUGGCACCGAAUGAAGACGAGGCUGUUCAAGUAUUUGACUUGAGUCAAAGUAGCAUAGCUAGAUCUUGCGCCCUUCUACCACGAUUUCUUGUAUAUCUUGGAGGUUUCUCGUUCAAAUCUCAGCAAGAUGCUCACGCUGCGAUAACAGUUUUAAAAUUAUUAAAAUUAUUAUCACCAUCCCUUCAUUUAAGACUGAUAACCUUAUGGAAUGGUAAAAUACCUGAAUUGAUCAAAUUUAUUGAAGAUAACAUGGAUAAAUUAACAAAUCAAAACAAUGACGAUAUUUAUAACGAAUGGCAAAAUAAUAUUGGAAUGUUAUUUAGAAAAUCUUUAGAAGAAAUAAGUAACGAAGUUUUUGUUCUAACGGUGAUUGAAAGUAUGAAAAAUCAAUUCUCUUUAUGUUCAGUAUCAAAGUAUCAAAGGAUUAUUUGGUUUAAAUGUUUCGCUUAUUGUUUAUACUGCUGUCACGCCAAUAGCAGUACAAUUAUAACAAACUGUUUGAAUUUUAUGAUUGAACACGUUAAUCAAACUGAUAAAGAAGAGAGAACGGCAUGUUCAUCGGCUGUAGGAAUUGUUGCAUCCUCGCAUAUUGAUCUGGUUUUUAGCCGUAUUCAAAGUUUAUAUGAGAAUGAAAAGAAAAAUAGUUUUGUUGAAUUCUUUAAAGAAAAUUUUCAGUCGAAAGUUGAAUAUGGAAGAAUAACUUUGUUACUUUGUCUUGCUCAUUCAAUUCAAAAUUCACCUGUAACGAAUACUUUAUUAUUAAUUGAAACAAGAUUCUUAAGAAUAAUAAUACCUUUACUAAAACAAAAAUUAAAAUUAGACAAUUCAAUGAAAUGGUGUUUAAUUGAAUGUUGUAGAAUAAUAGCUGAUUCUUUACAUCCAAAUAAAAAGUUACCACGAUCUUUGGAAAUUGUUCAUAAAAAAGCUCUCUUGGAAUUUGUUCUGAGAAUAAUGAAAGAAGCGCCAAGUUUAAUUGCUGAUUGUUUAAGAGCAUUAAUCUCUCUUAUACGACUACCUCCAAUUUUACCUGGUGAACAAUUUAAUGAUUUAUUAUUAGUUUCCUUUACAAAUGUUCUAAAUGCAACUACCGAUGAAAAGAACAAAGAAGAGAAGAGUGAAGAUUAUAAUCAACUAUUAACAGAGGAAAAAUUAAAUAAUGAAAUUACCGACUUAUUUCAAGAACUUUUAAAAUUAACUGUUGAACACGACGGUUCAAGUUCAAGCGCAAUGAUGUUAUGCGAUCAUAUUGGAAGUCAAUUGUUAACGAAGAAUGAUUUUAGAAGGCAGAAAACUAUGCAUCUAUAUAAUGGUCUUUUAUUAAAUGCGAACCAUUCACUCUUGGUUGACGAUGAUGUUAGAACGAAAUUAAUUGGUAUAACAAUUCCAAGAUGCUCGGAUUCCGUUGACGAAAUUAAGGAAUACGCUCAUAAAAGUAUGAUGAAAUUGGUCUGUUCAAAAGCAGAUUAUUUGGAUCAAUUAGAAAAUAAUCAAUUUUUUAGAGUCUAUUCAGAAUUGUAUUUGACAAAAGAUCCCUCUGAAAAGUAUAAAGCGUCAUCUAAUUUAGCUUUGUCAAUAUGUGACCUAUUGGCUCCAAGAGAAUUAACUUAUUUGAUACAUUAUUUAUUACCAUCUCUUUCUGAUCCCUGCGAAGAGAGUCAAGCUGGAGUAUCAGUUUGUUUAAACACGAUUUUUAAGACGAAACCUUUAGACUUGGAAAUUGGAGCCGUUGUUGGACAUUUAGUUUCUAAACUUGCAGCUUGCAGUGAAUCAACUAGACUGAGCUGUUUAUCAUCUAUAAAAACAUUGGCUAGCAGACAUUUACAUAUAACUCUGGAAUGUUUACUUUUGGGUGAACCAUCCGAAAGUAUAAAAGGUGUUUGGGGAACAUUGGCAACUGAUAGUAGUUUAUCCAGUCAUGUACUUGAUUAUUUCGUUGAUGCUAUUGUUAGACAACCUCCUCAUCAUAUGCAGCAUUCUAUCGCCUAUGCUCUUUUAGAAAUGUUACAAGCUAAUGAAAUUAAACCAACCGCAAUCGAUAACUUCUCAAAGAUAUUUUCAUCUUUACUAGUCUAUUUGGGAAGUUUAUGCUUUAUCUUUAAGCAUGAAAACUAUUCAAGACAUAACAAUAAGGAAGAUGAUAGGGAUUAUGUAGUAUUUAUAUCUAGAGCUACCUCUACAAUGACAUCGUUAUUUAGAGCUGUGGGGGCAGAUGGAUUAUUGGAUUAUGUUAAAGAGUAUUCACUCUUUGCAAAUUUCUUGAAUGGUAAUUUUGUAACUGGGAUUGCUGCUCUAUCGGGGGCUUUAUCUACCUUCGAAUAUUCUUACGUUCCCAAAUGUUCGAACUGUUUACAAAGUGCUUUAACUGCCGUACACGACUCUCAUAGAAUAACUGCAGCAAUAUUCUUUUCGGAGAUUUUAGGGACAGAGUGCAUUAUUCGUGAUGAUCAAUUGUUUGAGAUUAUAUCAAAUAACCUCCUGUCGCGAUUAGAAGAUCCUUGCCACGAUGUUCGAAUAGCUUGUAUGAAAGGAUUAGGUUUCAUUUCUAAGAACGAGGAUAUUUUACAUUCAAAGAGUUCUACUGUUCUAUCAGCUUUGAUGAUAGCAAUGGAUGAUAAAAGUCCACAUAUUAGUCACGCUGCUAUUUGUUCUCUGCAACUGGUUUUAUCAUCGUCCAUGGCUGAAGAUGUUAGACCUAUUAUUAUAAAUAUUGCCGUAAAAGUUAAAUGUUGCUUUGAAUCGGAAUUCGAAUUCAUUAGAGCGAGUGCAUUCCUUCUCUAUGCACAUUUGGCCAAAUUCAGAGAUGCGGAAACGACAAAAUUGCUGACAGACGUUUUUAACGGAAGCUUUGUAACGCUUCUUGUCCAUGUUAAUGAUCCUUGCGAAAUGGCAAAAAAAAAUUGUCAGCAGGCGCUCAAAGAAUUAGUUCCACUAUUACCAAGCGUUCAAUUAACAACAAUGUUCGCUAAAUGUAUGGACAAUGAUUUGCACUAUGGAGAAUUUAUGAAUAGUGUCGCUAAAAUAAUAGUUGACGAUCUCGGUAACAAAUUAACCGUUUUCCUCCAACAAGGAGCAACUUAUACUAAAAGUUCUGUAAGGAAUAUUAGAGCAGCUGCAUUAAUGUUUUGCGGUUUUAUCCUAAAGCAUUGUAAAGAUCGUAGUAAUUUACCGGUUGACGUAGUUUCUCAAACUGUAUUACAAGCUCUUAAAGACCAAGAUACAGUUGUUAGAUUAAAAGCAGCUGAAGUUUAUAAUGUAAAGAGUCUUUGCUACAUAAAAUGUAAAUGCUAUCAGAAAAAAUAUGACUUUGGGGGGCGAUGGAACUUUAACGGUGAUGCUAAUGGCGACGAUGAUGAUUGUAUACUAAGAAAGAGCGAUAUUGUUGAAAAUGGUUGGAAAGUUUUAAGAAAACUAGGUGGAGGUAGUUUCGGUCAAGUAUACGAAAUUAGAAAAGGAUCGCAAAUGUGCGCAAUAAAAGUAGAAGGUAUCAAAGGUACUGAAAAACAGAGGCCCUCUUUAAAAAGGGAAUUUGAUAUAAUUCGAAGGAUUGAAAGAAAAUAUAAAGAAUAUAGUAAUGGAGAUAUCAAGUUUCCUGUCAAUGUUGAAUUUAAUCGUUUUUGCUAUCUCAAAGGGUUUAGUGUUGAAUUAGAGGACGAUGAUUAUAAGGAUUGGAAACAUGGAGGUACUCCUAUUAAUCAUAAUAAAUUCAUAGCGUAUUAUUAUAUAAUUAUGGAGUUAAUGGGUCGAAAUUUAACUGAUCUUAGGAGAAACGAACCCGAUCAAAAGUUUGGAAUCUAUACAAUCAGUUAUUUGGCUUUGGAGACUUUUAAAGCGAUAAAAACCCUUCACGCCAUUGGUUUUGUUCAUAGAGAUAUAAAACCAUCGAAUUUUGUUCUUGGAAAGUCAAGAAAUCGCGAAAUUUUUCUUGUUGACUUCGGUUUAGCUUAUACAUUUGGAAGAUUAACCAAAGUUCUCUCAGGGAAAAGAGUUUUAUCCACUUAUCCUCCCCAUUUCGAUUAUGUUAAUCCAGAGAGAAGAAACGGUGCUGGAUUUAGGGGUACUGUUAGAUAUGCUUCACUAAGAGCCCAUAGGGAGGAGUAUCUCUCUUACCAGGAUGAUCUAAUCAGUUGGUUUUAUAUGCUUAUUGAAAUGAGUACCGGAGCUCUUCCUUGGAGAAAGGUUAAGAAAAGGAAAGACGUCCAAAAAAUAAAGGAAAAAUAUAUUAAUGUUAAUAAUCUAUUAAUAUUCUCUUUGCAUGAUGAAAAUGGUCGACUAGGAGAAUCGUAUAAUUUAUACGAAGUUCCCGACAAAUUACAACCAACAUUUAAGCAUAUCUAUAAAAGAAUAAUGAAUAUUAAUAUCAGAGAUCCUAUAGAUAUGGAUUCUAAUUUUUCAGUUGAUCCAACAGAACCGCCAAAUCCCCGUUCUCAAAAUAAUUAUACCGAGAUUGAACUACUCCUCAUAAAAUUAAGAAACUCUAUCGGAAAUAUGAAAAAUAUAGAAAGAAAACUAGACUGGGAAUCGAGAACAAAUAGCCAAUUUGAUAAACUCAAUUCAACUAACUCUGUUGGAGCAGUGGUUGAAUAUAACGGGUAUUCAAAAAUGAAUUUAGUAAUUCCCCCUAGCGAAAUCGUUGAUGUUGAUGAAUCAAGAGAUGAUUCAAAGGCACCAAGGAGAUAUAGUCAAAAAGUUGCAUUACCCAAUCAACGCUUUAUACUUCAUAGAAUAAAACCAAUGAUAGAUAGAAACGAAUCGCUCACUAAAUGA